Messenger RNA from Anoplophora glabripennis (Asian longhorned beetle), 1222 nucleotides. Its product is annotated as cytochrome b561 domain-containing protein 2-like. The transcript has 3 exons. The record is from RefSeq and is a predicted model, not a curated record. NCBI's taxonomy places the organism in Eukaryota, Metazoa, Arthropoda, Insecta, Coleoptera, Cerambycidae. Bases 136 to 816 code for a protein of 226 amino acids. Gene Ontology annotation, molecular function: transmembrane monodehydroascorbate reductase activity.
AUUCUGCUCAGGUGUCAAAUUGUUACCGAUAACUAUCGUUUCCAUAAAUUAUUAUGCUAAGGAUUUAUACAUAAAUAGUUUGUCUGCGAGCGGAAUCCUCACAUACGCAAGAGGUGUCACCAACGAGAGACCGCCAUGACCGUAGCCAAAGUGGAAAUCACUCUAACGCAGAGGCUGCUGUGGAUCUUGAAUCUGGUGUUCCAUCAAGUUGUGGCCAUCGUGACGGUUUGGCUGCUUUGGUUGUUUUUCGAUAACUUCCCACUGGAAAAUGUCCUCAUGUGGCACAUGGUGCUGUGCACGGCUGCUUAUGUCCCACUGAUGGCAGAAGCCAUAAUCUUAUUCGCCGGAGACAACUUGUGGUCCCAAGGGCUAGAAAGGCCUAAAAAGAAUUGGGUGCAUGGAGUAUUACUGGGGAUCAGUAUUGCUGCUGUCACUGCAGGCAUAGCUUGUGAAAUUAGGAAUAAAAACGUCAGAGGAGUUCCGCAUUUUGUGAGCAGCCACGCUAUAACAGGUUUGGUGUCGUGGCUCUUGGCUUUUGUGUCCAUCAUCCUAGGUCUCUUCUCCUGGCAUGCUCAAGGCUUGAAGAACAUCGCGCGUCCAGUCAUCUUCAAAUUCAUCCACAACUUCAUCGGCAUCGCCUGCUACGCCAUCGGCAUCGCCAGUUUGUGCCUGGGAUUCUACUUAGGAGCCUUCCGUCGUUUGGUUACGGAUGACCAGCUGAAGUCACUAGUAGCUCUGGUUGCGAUUAUAACCUUCUGGAGUUGCUUAGCAGCGUUUAAGUCUUGUUACAGUCAACUCAAGAAUAUGUUCUCGUAGGCUUUCUUUGUUAAGCGUAGAUGAUUGUCGUUAUGUUGGUAGGAUUGGCAGGAUUUGGUGGAAAGGAAAUUGCCAGGAAGAAGUUCAGAAGGAAAUUAUAGUCGGGAUAAGUACCAAUGGAGAGUGACCAAAGGACUUACUUCAUGUUGGUGAAGGAUGAAUGGAAAUAGAAGAACGGUUAUCGCGAAUGCAUUAAAUGCCUUGAUAGUGUGGAGGUGUAUCAAUAUGAGUAAUUGAAUUAUUGUUACCAACAUAUUAAUGACGAUCAUUUAUCUUAAUCUUAAUAUUAUUGUUAUUGUUAUUUAUUUAUUCUGUAAUAUUACUCCUAUUGUGUUUGGAAAAACUGAAAAAUAACCAAGAGAUACUAUUUUAGGUUAUUCUUGGAUACUUUUAGGUUAUAUUUGAU